CUGAGCUGACCAACGCAGUGCUUGUUACUCAGCCUGCCAAGAUGUUGAAACUUGUGUGUCUUGUGGCCCUAAUUGCGGUGGCUUGCGCCAUUCCAGGUACGGAUUACUACCCCCACCCUGACGGCUCCCCACGCCUUGUCUACUACCCUGAUGGCUACAAAGGUCCAUCCAGCUAUGGCACUGGGAUUACACUGAGGAGAUACGCUGGCGUCACUAACUUUAAUGCUCCACCACCUGCUGGGGCUAUUGAGUCUGAUGCUGGUGCUGCUGACCGCGCCAAGGCUGCUGCUGACGCCCGCGCCCGCGCCCAAGCUGAGGCUGCAAGACGUGCUCAAGCCCAAGCUGAGGCUGAAAGGCGCGCUCAAGCCCAGGCUGAGGCUGAGGCCCGUGCCCGUGCCCAGGCUGAAGCUGAAAGACGUGCUCAAGCGCAGGCUGAGGCUGAAGCCCGUGCUCGCGCCCAAGCUGAGGCCGAAGCCCGUGCUCGCGCCCAGGCUGAGGCUGAAGCCCGUGCUCGUGCCCAGGCAGAGGCUGAAGCCCGUGCUCGUGCUCAGGCUGAGGCUGAAGCCCGUGCCCGCGCCCAAGCCGAGGCUGAAGCCCGUGCCCGCGCCCAAGCCGAGGCUGAAGCCCGUGCCCGCGCCCAAGCCGAGGCUGAAGCUCGUGCUCGUGCCCAAGCCGAAGCUGAAAGACGCGCUCAAGAACAGGCUGCUGCUGAGGCUCGUGCCCGUGCUCAAGCUGAAGCUGAGGCUCGUGCUCGUGCCCAAGCUGAGGCUGAAGCCCGUGCUGCUGCUGAGGCCCGAGCUCGUGCACAAGCUGAGGCUCAGGCUCGUGCUGAGGCCAACGCACGUGCCGCUGCUGCUGCUCAGGCUGCUGCCGAAAAUGCUGCCGCUCGUGCCCAUGCUCAGGAAGCUGAAUCUGGUCGUCUGUCUGGUGUGGCUGCUGCUGCUACCGAUGCUGCCAAUGCUGCCUUUGCCACAUACGAGGCCAAGAAAGCCCAGUCUGACAGGGAAGCUGAGGCCGCCGCCGCAGCCACUGCUGCUGCUGAUCGUGCCGAAGCUGCUGCCCAAGCCUCCAAUCAAGCCAAAGACGAUGCUGUUGCAAGAGCUGCCGCCGCUGCCAGUGCUGCUGACGAGGCUGCCACCGCUGCUGAAGCUGCUGCCGAGAAAUACAACACUGCUAAAGCAGCCGCCGACGAUGCUACAUCCCGUGCUACUGAAGCUGCCGAUCUCUCCAGUAGUGCAGCCGCGGCCGCAGAGACCGCCAAAGCCGCCAAAACUGACGCCACCGCCAGAGCUGCUCAGCUUGCUGAGGCCGCCGCUGAAGCUCUUAGAGCUUCCCAACAAGCAGCAGGUGCCUACCACGCAGCCAAAGACGAGAAGGCUUCCCUUGUUGCCAAAUCUAAUGCAAUUGAUGCCCAGAGAGAUGCCGAAGCUGCAUCCAGACUGAAUGUUAAUAUCUCCCGGCAGCGCGAAAUUGCUGCCGCCCGUGCACGUGCUGCAGAGAGAGCACGUGCUCAGGCCGAGGCUGACGCUAGAGCCGCCGCUGCUGAAGCUGCUGCACGUGCUGCCGAAAGAGCCGCUGCUGCUGCUGCUGACUAUUAUAGAAGAUUUUCUUUCCGUGGCUACUACGGAAAGGCGCCAUACUACUAAAUAUGGGGUAGGGGCAUUUGUGGCGCGGGAGGGAUUUUAGAGGUACCGCUACUACUAGAUGGCGUGACGGUCGACUUAAAACACUGCGAGAUGAAGGGAUCCAACAGACUACCCGUCUCAAUGUCGAGGUGUUUUAACGUCAUAUCUUAACAAAUGCAUUCUCACAUUUUAUCAGUUGUGAUAUCAGGAUGCAAAAUAAAAUCUCUUAUUGGUGUAUUUAAUA
Molecule: messenger RNA, 1869 nt
Organism: Lingula anatina
Lineage: Eukaryota; Metazoa; Brachiopoda; Lingulata; Lingulida; Lingulidae
Source: RefSeq, a predicted model, not a curated record